UGGCCCGGCAAACACCAACUCCUAGCUCGCACGCUCCACAAACACUGGGGCCUCCCAGCCCCUCCCGGGACCCUUUGCGCCGCGCACCAGAAAGCCGUGGCGUGCUUUGGCUCGGAAGGGCCGCCGUAGGCUCUGGGUUGCCAUGGAAACAUAGCUACCAUCACUAUGUCGUUGCAACGGACGCCUCAGUCGCGGGUAUUCGUGGAACUGGUUCCCUGGGCUGACCGGGGCCGGGAGAACAAUGCGGUCUCGGGCGGUGAGGCGCUGCCCGGCCUCCGCCGCCCCGGCCCCUCAGCACAGGCCCAAAGCGCGACCCGCGAGGUGCACGUGAGCGGCACUGCGGAGGUGUCUGCGAGCCCUGACCGCGCGCAGGUGGCGGUGCUGGUGAGCAGCACCAAGGAGGCAGCGGCUGAGGCCAAGAAGAGCGUUUGCCGCCGCCUGGACUACAUCACGCAGAGCCUCCGACAGCAGGGCCUGCAGUUGGCAAGCGGAAAGCGUGGCCUGCUCCCUCCCCACCGGGCAGAAAAUGUAACUGUGACAAAGGAUUUUAGAAGAGUGGAAAAUGCUUAUCACAUGGAGGCAGAGGUCUGCAUUACAUUUACUGAAUUUGGAAAAAUGCAAAAUAUUUGUAACUUUCUUGUUGAAAAGCUAGAUAGCUCUGUUGUUAUUAGCCAACCCCAGUUCUAUCAUACUCCAGGUUCUGUUGAGAAUCUUCGACGCCAAGCCUGUCUUGUUGCUGUUGAGAACGCAUGGCGCAAAGCUCAAGAAGUCUGUAACCUUGUUGGCCAAACUCUAGGAAAACCUUUAUUAAUCAAAGAAGAAGAAACGAAAGAAUGGGAAGGCCAAAUAGAUGAUCUCCAGUCAUCCAGACUCUCAAGUUCAUUAACUGUCCAACAAAAAAUCAAAAGUGCGACAAUACAUGCUGCUUCAAAAGUAUUUAUAACUUUUGAAGUAAAAGGGAAAGAGAAGAAAAGAAAAAACCUCUGAAAUUCCAACCGAAAUGUUUGUAUAAUUUUAUUUUUAUACUUUUUAUGUUUGUUUUUGUCCUGAAAAUAUAUAUUGUGUAGUAUAUAAUAUUUCUCCCCAAAAUCUGUCAAUCCUGGAAUACAGUCCCACAAAUAGCUAAGUUUACUUUCUAUUUUUAAAAACUUACUAUGGAAAAUGCUCUGAAAAUAAAUGUGUUAUACGUGCACAAUUAUAUACUGAUAAUAUAAGUGAUGUAAGAAAUUUUUAUAUUUCUACUACAGGAAUAAAUAUUGGCAGUUAUUAGCAUGAUUCUUAACACUAAUAGAAAGGAUGAGGAACACCUAUCUUUUGAUAAAAGGGUAGUGAGGUAUACUAGGAAAAUAUUUUGAUGCCAGAAAUAAAAUAUAUGGACCAGAUCCUCUUCACCAGAAUCCUAUGAUUAUAUAAGCAUUCUCCAAUACAAAUAAAGACAAGCCACAUAUGUAACUUAAAACUACCUAGUAGACAUGUAUAAAAAAAGUAAAAUGUAAAAAAUUUUUAAAAAGCAGUUAGAACUAAGUUUAAUAUUUUAAUCUGUCUAAAAUACUAUAAUUUCAGCAUAUAAUCAGUAUUUUAAAAAAUAAUGGAUAUUUAUAUUUUUUAUACUAAGUUUUCAAAAUAUGUACACUUCAUGUUAUAACAAAUCUUAAUUCAGAUGCUAAGUUUUCAUCAGAAAUGCUUGAUCUGUAUUUCAUAAAAUGUAGUGAAAAACUAGAUUCACACACACAGGUUGUUCCAGACAUGCUUAAAAGAGCUAGUAACUGCAUCAAGCAGCAAUUUCAAGUAGCAAUUUUCAAAUUAAAAGUUUUAAAAAUUUAAAA
Molecule: messenger RNA, 1826 nt
Organism: Canis lupus familiaris (dog)
Lineage: Eukaryota; Metazoa; Chordata; Mammalia; Carnivora; Canidae
Gene: IRAK1BP1
Product: interleukin 1 receptor associated kinase 1 binding protein 1
Exons: 5
Coding region: 166-987 (273 amino acids)
Biological process (GO): immune response; canonical NF-kappaB signal transduction
Source: RefSeq, a predicted model, not a curated record